Volvox carteri f. nagariensis is the source of this 2943-nucleotide messenger RNA. RefSeq lists its product as uncharacterized. Gene Ontology annotation, cellular component: cytosol; cytoplasm. Gene Ontology annotation, molecular function: aminoacyl-tRNA deacylase activity; ATP binding; amino acid binding. Bases 1 to 2943 code for a protein of 980 amino acids. Gene Ontology annotation, biological process: tRNA modification; alanyl-tRNA aminoacylation. The transcript has 22 exons. Lineage: Eukaryota; Viridiplantae; Chlorophyta; Chlorophyceae; Chlamydomonadales; Volvocaceae. The record is from RefSeq and is a predicted model, not a curated record.
AUGGCCCCGACGGCCCUGAAGGCCCCUAAGGCCUCUAUUGGUUGCAGUGGUCAGUCGCCUGCCACCCAUUUUGCGCCGAUGGCGUGCGGAGGCCUUCGUCGUGCACUUCCGCUCCUUCGGCAAUGCACAGGUCGCCCUGCAAUCGUGGCUGCCGGGCCAUUCUACGCACGGGGAACACAUCUCACCACUUUAGUUACACCCAGUGCGACAGCUUCCCAGGCGCCGGGACCACUUAAGAAGAUGAGCGGUGCCGAGAUCCGCGAGGCCUUUUUGUCGUUUUUCGAGUCCAAGGGUCACACCCGCCUUCCCUCGUCGUCCCUGGUUCCGGAGGACCCCACCGUACUGCUCACCAUCGCGGGCAUGUUGCAAUUCAAACCCGUGUUCCUCGGACAGGCCCCCCGCAAGGUCCCCACCGCCACCACCACCCAAAAGUGUGUCCGUACUAACGACAUCGGCAAUGUGGGGGUCACCGCGCGCCACCACACCUUUUUCGAGAUGUUGGGCAACUUCUCGUUCGGGGACUACUUCAAGGAGCAGGCCAUCCGCUGGGCCUGGGAGCUGAGCACGGGUGUGUUUGGUCUCCCCCCGGAGCGGGUGUGGGUGAGUGUGUUCGAGGAGGACGGCGAGGCGGAGGCCAUCUGGCGGGACGUGGUGGGGGUGCCCCCGGAGAGGAUCAAGAGGAUGGGGGCGGCGGAUAACUUCUGGUCGAGCGGACCCACGGGUCCGUGUGGGCCCUGCUCGGAGCUGUACUACGACUUCCACCCGGAGAGGGGCACGGAGGGCGCCUCCCUGGAGGAUGACACGCGGUUCAUUGAGUUUUACAACUUGGUGUUUAUGCAGCUGAACAGGAAGCCCGACGGCUCCCUGGAGCCCCUGGCCGCCAAAAACAUCGACACGGGUAUGGGGCUGGAGCGCAUGGCGCAAAUAUUGCAGGGCGUUCCCAACAACUACGAGACCGACCUAAUCUUCCCCAUCGUACAAAAAGCGGCUGAGAUAGCGGCGGUGGACUACCACUCGGCAUCACCCGCGGUCAAGACGGCGCUGAAGGUUAUCGGUGACCACACUCGCGCGGUGACGUACAUGUUGAGUGACGGAGUGACCCCCUCCAACACGGGCCGGGGCUACGUGCUGAGGCGGCUGCUGAGGAGGGUGGUCAUGAAGGGUCGUUUGUUGGGUAUUCGGGAGGUGUUCACUCCGGCCGUGGCGGCAGUAGCAGUGGGGCUAUCUGGGCCUUGCGACCCUGCCGUACAGAAGAAUGCACAGAGGAUAUAUGAUGAACUGGCGCGCGAGGAGGGUCUUUUCGUGGCCACCCUGGAGCGAGGUCAGAAGCAGUUGGACGAGCUACUGUCAGCGGCAACCGCCUCAACCGGCAGCCGGGUUAUUGGCGGUGCCGACGCGUUCAUGUUGUACGACACAUUUGGGUUCCCCCUGGAGCUUACCCAGGAGCUGGCGGAGGCACGGGGGGUGGAGGUGGACGUGGCGGGGUUUGACGGGGAGAUGGAGGCGCAGAGGCAGAGGUCGAAGGAAUCCAGGGAGACAGUGGACCUGACAGCGCAGGCGGGCCUAGCCCAGCUGGCGGCGCAGACACACUCCCGGAGUUGGCUCCCUCCGGGGGUCCGUAUUCCCAUCCGCACGCAACGCAUGCGUGUGGGCCCCACCUCCUUCACGGGCUACUCCGCUACCCGGGGUUGCGGUCGGGUGGUGGGCCUUAUGCGCGAGGGGAAACCCGUGGAACGUGUGCACGCGGGCGACCGCUGUGAGGUGCUGCUGGACGUGACUCCCUUCUACGCGGAGAGCGGGGGUCAGGUGGGGGACAUGGGCCGGCUGGUGCUGCCGGCGGCGGCGGGAGAGGCGGAGGUGGCGGCGGAGGUGGCGGUACGGGACUGCCAGAAGGCCGCCGGCGGCUCCGUGUUCGUACACUCGUGCGAGGUGGUGGCGGGGGAGCUCGGCGUGGGCGACGCGGUAAACGCGCUGGUGGAUGAUGACCUCCGUCGCCGUGUACGAGCUCACCACACCGCCACACACCUCCUGCAGAGCGCUCUGAAGAUAGUGCUGGGCCCGGACACCUGCCAGCAGGGCUCCCUCGUGAACUUCCAGAGGCUCAGGUUCGACUUCAACUUGGCCCGCGCCAUGAGCCCCUCCGAGCUGACCGAGGUGGAGCGGCUGGUGAACUGCUGGGUGGCGCAGGCGGCCCCCCUGGAGACCAGGGUCAUGGGGCUGCAGGAGGCCAAGGCGGCGGGAGCUACAGCCAUGUUCGGGGAGAAGUACGACGAUGUCGUACGUGUCGUGGACGUGCCGGGUAUUUCCAUGGAGCUGUGUGGGGGCACCCAUGUGGGGAAUACGGCGGAGAUCGGGGCGUUCAAGAUCCUGUCGGAGAGCGGUAUCGCCAGCGGCAUCCGGCGUGUGGAAGCUGUGGCGGGUACGGCAGCCGUGGAGUACCUUCAUACUGUGGACGGGCUGGUUCGGGGUCUGGCGGGGCAGUUGAAGGUGAAGCUGGAGGAGGUGCCCAGCAGGGUGGCGGCUUUGCAGUCCGAGCUGCGCUCCACUGAGAAGCUGCUGUCGGAGCUGAAGGCGCAACUGGCGGUGGCGCAGUCGCAGUCUCUGGUUGGUGAGGCGGUCACGGCCCCAGGCGGGUUGAAGGUGUUGGUGGCGGAGCUGCCCGGGGAGGUGGAGGCUAAGGCGAUGCAGGGGGCUCUGGGCGAUCCGGCUGCGGUACUGCUUGCCUCCCGGGCUGUGGACGGCUCCAAGGUCAACUUCGUGGCGGCGUUAAGUCCCGGGGCGGUGAAGGGGGGCCUGCAGGCGGGCAAGGUGGUGGGGGCGGUGGCCAAGGUGUGCGGGGGAGGGGGGGGUGGUAAGCCCGCUCUGGCGCAGGCGGGAGGGCGAGACGCGAGCAAGACGGAGGAGGCUCUGGAGGUGGGCAGGAAGCUGUUGCUGGGGUUGUGA